CAACUCGACGUAACCCAUUGACGGGGACAGGGCCACUCGCUGCAAAGACUACCGUAUCAGCGACGACUUGCGCUGUUGAUGGCGCUCUUUGAGACUCCCAACCAGCCCAUGCUGACUGAGAGCUUCUGAGCUUAGAGAGCAAGGCGGGACUAAGACCAAUUCUACUGUCGAUAACAGCGACGCGGGAACCGGGAGGUGUUUCCAACUACGCGGACCAGCGCCAGUCUCGGCGCCCGGGACCGCACCUGGCACCUGCCGGCACCGACAGCCAGGGGCGCCGCAGGGCCACAGUACCGCGCGGCGCUCUCGAGAUCUGUGCGUGUCAACCCCGCUUCAUCACUGCACGUCAGCGGGUCCUCAAGCUGCGAGGGAACCCCACCAGCGGCGUACAGCCGCCCGCCCCCACUAGCCAUAGCCCACAGGCGGUUAGCCGGGACGCCUGUGAUACUGCCCUGAGCGGCGGCCCUCAGCCGGAGGCAGCAGCAGCAGCAGCAGCAGCAGCAGCAGCAGCAGCAGCAACACGUCAUGGCUUGGAGCGGCAUGACUGGGCUAUGCAUGCGCGGCGCGGCGCUGCAGGUGGUGGGGCCCGGCGAGGACGCCGCCUCCUCGCUCAGCCUGCCGCCGCUGGUGCCCACCGACAGCUCCAUCCGGGGGCGGGCGCAGGAGCUGCACCGGCAACUCAGCCACCUGCGCGAGCCGAUGCUGGUCCCCCGCGACCAGUGCCUGGUCAACCUGGACUUCGACCUGCGACUGGACUCCACACUCGCAACCGUCCUGGAAGCGGGCGGCGGCUCACCCACCGCGACAGCGGGCGAGGACGCGGCUGCGGCUGCGGCUGCGGCUGCUGGGUUCGAGGCUGAGGGGCAGGAGGAGGAGGACAUUGGCGCAGCAGCGGCGGCGGCCGUGGCGGCGGUGGCGGCGAUGGGCGGCGGCGGCGACGGCGCCUCCGGCUCCGUGCCGGCGUCCUCUCGCCCCAGCGGGACCGCCAGCUCGUUAGGCGGCGGGGCAGGAGGGACAGGAGCAAGGACAACCGGGACGGGGCUAGCAGGACCAGCAGCAGCGGGAGGGGCGGGAGGAGCAGCAGCAGCAGCAGCAGCAGCAGCAGCAGCGGGAGGGGGAGGAGGAGGAGGGGGAGGAGGGGAAACAGGCGCGCCGAGCAGCGCCGCGCCCUCGGCUCGUCCCAGCCAGUCGGGACAGGGCACGAGCUGGGAGGACGGGCAGGGGCGGCGUGGGUUUGUAAAGGUCAAGAGCAUUCGGGCGCCCAAAGGCCUGGAGUGGUCGCACAGCCGCAAAUGCCUGGAAGUGCUGAUUCAGUCCGAGAAGGCCGGCGGCGGCGGCGGCGGCGGCGGCGCGGGCAGGACGGGCAGCCCUGCCUUCAAGGGCCACGAGCAGCGGCUGCGGGAGCGGCUGGAGCGGCUUAAUCUGGACAUGCUCAUCGUGGCGGGCGACGGCAACUGCCAGUUCCGCUCCGUCAGCAAUGAGCUGUACGGCACACAGGAGCACCACGCAGCCAUACGCCGUCAGGCGGUGGCUCACAUUGUGUCUCAGCGGGAUUCGUUCGAGUGUUUCCUGGGCGAGGAUUUUGAUGUGUACGUGCGUCAGAUGAGCCGCAGCGGCACCUGGGGCGACGAGCUGACGCUGCGCGCUGUGUGCGACUCGUUCGGCCUGACGGUGCACGUGGUGACGUCGGACGUGGACCACUGGUACCUCACCUACGAGCCCGAGGCUCGCAAGCUGGACCGCGAGAUCUUCCUCACCUACAUCGCGCCCAUCCACUACAACUCCAUCCGGCGGCAGUCCUCGCUCAAGACCAUGGCGCUCACCGUCAGCCGCAGCUUCAAGAAGCUCUCCAGCGGCGGCCUGGCCUCGCCGGCACCCCCCGUGUCCUCACCGCUCGCCAGCGGCGGCCGCAUCAGCAGUGGCGCCCCCGCCACGCCGCGCGGCAGCGGCCCCGGCGUCAGCACCAGCACCAGCACCAGCCCGCGGACCACUGCAACGGGGGCGGCGGGGGCCGGGAGCGGCAGUGAAAGCUCGCAACAGGCGCAAGGUCAGGCGCAGGGUCAGACGCAGGCGCAGGGCCAGGCGCAGGUGGGGCGGAGCAGCUCGGGGCAGGUUGGGUCGGGUGGGCGGAGCAGCUCGGGGCAGGUCGGUGGCGGAGGCGUGGGUGGGGAUGGGGGCGGGGGUGAUGGCCCGCUGGGGAUGGGGUUGGGGCUGGCGCUGGGCCAGGGGUUGCUGCACGGGGGGCAGCGGGUGGCGGGGCGGUGAGGGGGGCUUGGCGAGCAGGCGCGCCGCCGGGGCAGCUAGGGCAGCUGCCUGGGCGGCCGGUCCCAAGGCGUUGGCUGCAUGGGUGCGGCACGCGAGCUGCGCCGUGCGGAUGUGAUGGAGCUGAGGCUGCCCUGCGGCCCGGUGUGGCCCGGUGUCGCCUGGAGCGGUGUGGUCGGGGGGCUCUGGUGUGCGGAGCCACCUUCCAGGGCUGUUGACUGGUGUGACGGUGGUGUUCGGUCGUCUUGGUUGGGAGAAGGGUUGGGUGGUGUGCUUGCAGUUGCCGGCAUUUGGGUGGCCGGGACACAGCCGGGCUUUACCGGUAUCGCACAUGCCGGAUUGACGGGGUGAGCGGAGGCGCGGGCGCGCUGCUGCUGGCAAAGCCUGAAGUGCUAGCGGACUGGUUCUCGCCCGUGCUGCGUUGCGUGAUGCACUAAUGCUCAUUCGUGCUACCGCAAGUGUCAACGCACGCGACAUGCUGAUGGAAGGGCGUGUGCUUGAUUCUUGGGGGCCGGGCCCGCGCAUUUGGACUUGGGGUUUUAAUGAACUGCCCUCCCUUCACCCGCAUCAAGAAGGGCUGCAUGGCGGGGCGCGGUGGCUUGAGUGUGGCGUACGUGGUGUGCCGACAAGGCCGUGAGGGCUGAAGAUUCUUCCUGUUAUAUUUUAGUCAGGUGUUGCACGUGGGUGUUGCACUGCGUGCCGCGUUGCAUGGUGUCUGGGCCGUACUGUGGACUGGUGCGAACACAAGCAUAAAAUGUCGGCGGUGCAUUCAGAGGGCGCAGUGGCACGCCUCGUUUGAAGCCCCGCGUUCUCGUGGCGUGAAGUUACAGGGGUUAGGAUUGGGGCCAUGCGGACUCCAUGCGGCAGCAUGGCAAGCAAGCAUGGUCAAGCAAGGAUGACCGCCCGCGCACGCACCGUGUACACGUUACUGACGUAUCCUGGUCACAGGAUGUACGGUACGCGCGCAAUGUCUAUCUAGGAAUAGUCGUACUGACGUGAGGCGCUCAGUGCCUAGCCUAGCCGCUUACAGGCCUUCAGGGUCGCUCACCGGAUUGCUCCUUCUUGUAAUGUCGUACCAGA
Chlamydomonas reinhardtii is the source of this 3342-nucleotide messenger RNA. RefSeq lists its product as uncharacterized. The transcript is spliced from 8 exons. The coding region runs from base 526 to 2265 and encodes 579 amino acids. Gene Ontology annotation, molecular function: cysteine-type deubiquitinase activity. The record is from RefSeq and is a predicted model, not a curated record. Gene Ontology annotation, biological process: protein deubiquitination. Lineage: Eukaryota; Viridiplantae; Chlorophyta; Chlorophyceae; Chlamydomonadales; Chlamydomonadaceae.